Babesia bovis T2Bo is the source of this 11282-nucleotide messenger RNA. RefSeq names its product GCC2 and GCC3 domain containing protein. The coding region runs from base 3 to 11162 and encodes 3719 amino acids. The record is from RefSeq and is a predicted model, not a curated record. The transcript has 9 exons. NCBI's taxonomy places the organism in Eukaryota, Apicomplexa, Aconoidasida, Piroplasmida, Babesiidae.
AAAUGCAUAGCCGCACGUUAAUCAUCCGCUUCCAUGCUCUAUUAGGGGUUUUGUUUGUGCUCAUAUUUACAUUUUUGUUGGAAGACGUAUCAGCACAAGAGACUCCAAUAAUUUGUAGAGUAGCAGGAGCUGAACCAUGUAAUAUAGGUCGACUCAUUCCAAAUGUCAAAAAACAAGAGUGUUUUGUAGUUGAACGUUCCAAUUCUGAUGUGAAUAAUCUGUGCCGUGGAGAACAUGUUCCCUUAGUGAACUCCAUAUAUACACCAACAAAAAUCACACAUGUAGCGCAUAUAUGCUGUGCUAAUGGGCCAGAUUUUAAGUACAUCACUACUAUUUUCUUUACGGGGGUAAUAAAGCAGGCUGUCGAAUCUCACAUAAUCUAUAAUACUGAAUGGAGUCUGCGAUCUAGGUUUUAUAAAGUGGCUGGCGAAGAAAAUCUAGUUUAUGGAAUGCGAUUUAGUAUAGCAUUUAAGAAAUCUGACUGUAGUGCUCCAGAUGGUUUUCUAAGUUCAGUGAAAAAUACAACAUACUCCCAUCAUGAUGAAACCUACCUAGCUGAAUACAAUGAGCCUGAAGGCAUAAAAUCAUUUACGGAUGAUGUUGUACUUUGUUUGUGUCCACUCUAUGGAAACUGUUCAACUGUAAAGGACUAUACUGUUUUCAUUGGCCGCCCUUCUAUAGAAGGUCCUUUUGUAGACAAACAGUUGCGAGUUGAUUGUUCUUAUGGUCAAAAAUGUUUCAUUGAUAUUAAAGGCAGCUAUAAGGUUACAUUGGAAAAAAUAGGUGUUGGAAACCAUACAUCGGUGAAUAGGUAUAAGAUACUAGAAUUAUCAGGCAAACUUUUUGAAUAUAAAUAUAACACGGAUACAACUGCGUUAAUGAAGUCAUCUAAGUUAGCCAUUCUUUGGAUCCCAGGUGAUAAGAAGAUAGCAAAACCAGUGAAUAUCGGAGUAUUAUGGGUUCACAAUUUCUACAAGGGUGAAUAUUACGUAUAUCCUUUUGGUAAACAGAAGUUGCAUACAUUCUUUAUGACAAAUGUAUGGGAAGAUCCUAAAUUUUUUAUACACCAACUUGAGGAUCCCACGAGCAAUCAAACUCCAGAUGAAAACAGCGUUAUAUCCCAAAGUGUUUCAGAAGUUCAACUUCAAAAUAAUCAUCUUUUGAUUGAUUUUAAAUUUGACAUAAACCUGCACUAUGGGCUAUAUGUUGUUUGGACCGGUACAAAGGGCAACAGUGAAUUAGAAGGUGACAUGGUAGAAAAAGCAGCAUUCCUGGCUCAUCUAAUACCCAGAGGCGUAACAUCUUUCGUGCACGCUACUGUAUCUGAUGAUGAUACCAUAUACCUUAACAUGCCUACCAUUAGGUUGGACACAAAUAAUGACUCAGGAUCAGUUAUUUUAGCACGGAGAUGCAAGUUUGGGAAAGUUGAACUUCCGUAUAUUACUCCAACCGGUGCAGUUACUUCCGUCACUACAUCACCUAUGGAUAGAUAUUCAUUGUUUAAAUGGGUUCAUACGGAAAACGCCUAUGAUAUUACACCUGGUGACACUUUACGUUUGUGUUGGUGCGGUGUUUCUUUGGAUAAUCAUAUGGCAUGCACAAAACGGGAUUAUUCAAUUCACGUUGGAAAUGUCUACGUCCAGCCCAGAUAUACUGGCACCGUUACAUGUUAUUUAGGACGCUUUUGUAUGAGUUUCGUUGAGUUUAAAACUGAGACACCUCCUAAAUAUUUUUUAUCACCUACAUGUGAGCAAUCGACUGCAUUGGAAUUUGAACGGGAGGGAACGUACUUCAAGACUACGCUGGUUGCAGAGAAUAAGAAGCUGGUGCAUAUUAAAGGGCUUCUAGGAUUAUCAGAUAAUCUGCUGGGAGGGUAUAUGCUUUGUGCCGAAAUUAAAAGCACUGAUGGAGUAACAAUGGCAAUCGAAGAUGCUAAGCAACGGUUCAUUAUUUCAAGACGAGUAUUGGAACAAAAUCGAUACUACCUUUCCAUGAUGGAUUCUGCUAAUUUGAUAUUUAAUGAAAACAAGCUUUAUUACCAGUAUAUAAUUCUUUCUGAAGAUUGUAGUGGUCCAGGGGAAAAUGAUGAUAUAAUUCAAUAUGUUAAAGGAUCCAUGACGGCACAUUCUCAUGUAGCAGGUGGUAUGUAUCAAGUAUGUUGGUGUCUGUUAGACUCUUCCACGUCCUGUAAGAAUCGUCAGGAUUUCAAAAUAGUCGUCGGAGAAAUUUAUUUCAGUGGAAUGCAAAAGAUAAAUGAUGCCGGAUGUAACGUUCGCUCUUUUUGUUCUUUGCGUCUAGAAUAUUGGUCUUACUAUGACAAAAUUGAUAAAAUAACAAGAUUGCCACCUAACAACUCCAUGUUGAGCAUACAAAGAUCUGAAUGUAAAUUUGAACAGCACGAUUCUAACCUAUUAUAUUUUGACGGUUUAGGACAAGAUGAACUGAUGGAACAAAAGGAUAAUAUACAUACAUAUAUAAACAAAAUAACCUUUGCAGGUAUAGUACAGCACGUUGUUCCAGGGCAAUAUAGUCUUUGUUAUCUGAAUUCGGAUACAUCUUACGCUGCUAAAAUAUCAAAUAUCAAUCUUUUGGGCGCUUUUAUCAAUUCUUACGAUAUUGUCGUAUAUUUGGGCAAGCCCUUUACCAUAUUAAUACGAGGUAAAUAUGUUGGUGAGAUUAGUGGCUUUUUGAGUACAGAUGAAUCGUGUAAUGUGGAAGCCAAUGAUGAAAGAUACGAGGUAAUAAUGACUAAAAAACCCAUAGUGAUUGCGGAUCAUACAGGCAUGGACACUAUAAUAUGGACGAAUGUAUUGAUAUUACGCACUGCAUUGGGGCGUCGAAUGGAAUUACAUCGCAUACAGAAGCAAGAUGUAGUGUACUAUUUGUGUACUUCUACGAGUUUGGGAAAUCAAAACACUGGAUAUAUGUUUAGCCUCUUUAGUUUGCAAAUGAUGAUGAGAACGAGAACAUCGCCGCCUGAAGGUAUGAGUGAUAUUCGGCGUCAUCUCAGUCCUUCUACAUAUGUUACCCUUCUGAUGAUAAGAUAUAUUAAUCGACCUAGUAAAAUUGAAUCAUGUGAAACCAAUACAUGGAGGCAACAUCUUGACAACAUGGUAUUGUCAAUUUACAAAAAAGAAGAUGAUUUUGCUGUCGAUAAUUUCCCUACGAUGAACUACACUACCAAUGCGUAUAUAUGUGCUUGUAUGGGUAGAGCGUGCUUAACGUUUGGAGAUUUUCGUACUAGCAUUAUGGAACCAGAGGACAUACAGCAAUCACUUUUCACUGUUAUGCCUUACGAUAUGAGGCCUAUUACUAAAACGCUAUACGGUAGUUAUUUGAGUUAUAAGGAUCGUAUUAAACUUUUUUCUGGACAGUAUAACUGUGGUGAAUUUGAAUCGAGAGACCUAUUUUCCUCUAGUGUUACAGAUCAAAGCCAGCGAACUCCUUCAAGAAGAGACAAACUGCCCGCUACAAUUCAUCUUGAUAUUAAUAGGGAUACAGUUGGUGCUGUUGAGAUUUCGAAGAAGGGGGGGUACAUUUGGAAGUCUAGAAAUUUGCCCAUAGUAAAUUCCCCAGGUACUAAUAAUCUUCUUUAUCAAAUAUGUUUUUGCCCCUUUAUGUUCAAGAAAAGUUGUUCAUCAACGAAGGAUUAUACUGAAUGGAUAGGAUCAGUCAUUAGUUCACCUGUACGCAAGUCAGGUGGGAAUAUGUUGCGUAUAACCACAUAUCCAUCUAAUGUAGAUUACCGUCUACCUCAAUGUAGUCAUAAAGUAGCAUCUCAGUCAGAUGUAUCUUACCAUGACAUGGGAAGGUCUAACAUUGAAUUAACUGCUUUUCUGUAUGACUUUUUGACCACGCACCAUACGAAUCGUCAUGGAUUUUUUAUAGAGGUAUGCGAGGCAACCCCGAGUGAAAGAUUUGACGAGCCUCUCACAUAUCAGCGUGUCUUUGGAGGUCUUCACAGUGGUUAUUUCCCAAUGCAAAUGAGUUUUGUGACUAGCGGUGUUAUGCAAGAUGUCGUGAUAUAUGGGAACAAUUUGCCACCUGGAUAUGUUACUAGUUUUGUGGUUCUCCGAUCUAUUGGCACCUGUGAAAAUGUGACAAAAGAAGACAGAGUAUCGUUUGCUAAAGGUAUGACUGCCAUUCAUUCUGAUUAUGUUAUAUUCCGUGGCAUCACCAUUGCUGAACCGGGGCUUUAUAAAUUCUGUAUACGCAUACGUCCAAAACAGCUCAAACAGCAAAACGCCUUGCGUUGGUUUUCUGUAGCGCAGGACAUCGAGAUGCAAACAAAAAGAUUACAGGCCAAUCUGGCAGCUACUAUGUCCAAACAGAAUACACCUGUGCCAUCACCGUUAGAUGCAUCAGCAAAGACAAAUAGCAGUACUACCCCUGCAUCAAAAACGGAUGGUUCUGAUGCCCACUCUUCACCAUCAGAUGGAUCAGCAAAUGAACAUGGUCACCUCCAUAAUGAGGCAAAAUUUGCCAACCAUCGCCAUCAAAAGACUAAAAGUAUCGAGCAUUGGGAAACAGGUGGUUUGAUUGAAGUUGUUGACUACAAUGUUUUUUGCCUUCCUGAUAUUUUAAUUUUGCCUUUUAUGACUCCCUCAGGUUUGCCAUUUGAUACUAGGCCACAGCAAGCAUCGGGCUCUUGCAGCUCCCUUUGGUAUCAUAACUAUUCAGUAUUAUGUGUUGUUGCAAAAUAUCGUAUUGCUAUAGUGACCGACUGCAGAAAUAACUUGUGGUUAUUACACCUUCAAUUUUACAAUUCAAAAAGCUAUGUACCACCACAGCGGUUAAAUGCUUUAAAUCAAGUUGCAGAACCCGAACCUUUAUGGAAGACGUGCAAAUCGUUUUUGGAUAGUCAAAUUAUCUUCCUGGGUUCCAAGUACAUCACGUCGAUCUCAUUACCAAGCAAAGGCAAUGGUGGAUCCAUUCUAUAUACGUUCAAGCAUGGAUUGUCCAGUCCCUUAGAUUUCACUAUCAUUAACGGAAUAUUUCUGAUCUCAGAUGAAUACACGCGUUCUUUAACAGCAUUUAGUUCUGGCAAUUUAAGCAAUAUGGAAGAAUGGAAAUCCCGUACCCUGUUGAAGUCGUGUUACCACAAAGGGUUGUACUCUGUAGAACGUCUAAGCGUAAAUAGUGAGCUCUAUGCAAUUGAUGCAGUGAAGAAUAACCUAACUCGUUACAUUGUAAACACUGAUAACUUGGACCUGGUGGAAGACUUGGUAUAUGAUGGGUUCUCGAACGUUGAAGGCCUAUAUGCGGCACCAUUAACCAAUUUGUGUUGUGUUGAUGGUAAUUUUUCAGGGUUUGAAUCAGAAGAUAUGGGUAUUGUGUUGGUAGGGGAAAGCAUUACUGGUCGUAUUUUAGUCCUUACGGUGAAUCACCAGACAAUGGAGUUGACUAAAGUAAUCAACACCGAAGUCGUUCUCAAUGGAGUUCAAUUUGUCAACAAAGAGGAGUUACUGUUAUCAACAUGGCGAAUACAACAGGGCCAUAAAACCAAUUGUAUUUACUUAAGGACAAUCGCAUCUUAUGUACACUUGUGGUUUUACUAUAGUUUAUUCACAAGAUAUACUAUAGGGAGCAACAUUGAGCUGGUACCAGUUUUGAAAGGUGACAAGUUUGACUAUUUUGUGGAAAGUGAAAAGGAUGAUCGCUCAAGCAUCACGUUAGGGCAGAUGGGUCUGCAGCUUCAUACUUAUACUGGUGUCAUUACUGGUUCAUUGCGCUUGAGUGGGUGCCAUACCGUGGAAAUUAUAGGAGCAAAUCUUCUGAAGUUGAAGUCUUAUAAGAUGUCCAUCUGUGGGAUAUGUCCACCUUCUCACCAGUUUAAUUUAGAUACUCAGACAUGUGAGCAGUGUCCCAUUGGUUUCUACCGUAACGACGAAAAAGAUGAUGUAUGUCUAAGUUGCGAAACGCUGCGCAAAAAUAGUACCACUGUUAUGCUCGGUGCUCGUGUGAGCGGCGAUUGUCUUUGUGAUAAGAACUACUAUUUGAAAGAUGACGAAUGCGUUCCUUGCGAAGCUGGUACUUUCAAAAAUGAAGUUGGCAAUUCUCCCUGUACCGGUACAUGCGCUGCAAAUAGAGAGUAUAUGAAAAAAGUGGUUAAUGGGAAAACAGUAUCUGUAUGUAUGUGUAUGCCCAAAUACUUUGAUCAGGAGAUUGCUAUAAGAGAUUGGAUGCAAUUACUUCCUGAAAUGUGGAACAUAAUCGGUCUCACAUUUGACUAUGAUACUCAUCAGCCUACGAAUAUGGAGGAGCUUUUGGGCAGAGCUGACGCAUGUCUCCCAUGUCCCGUGGGUUAUUAUUGUCCUGGUGAGGAAGCAUUGCCUAAGAAGUGCCCUUUCGGUUAUACAACUAAGGAUACGGCAAAUGAUAGCGAAUCAAGUUGUGUAUGUGACCGCGGUUAUGGUUCUUUUCCAAACGUCGGUUGCCAAGUAUGUUCGGGGUUUGGUUACAAAGAUGUGGUGGGAAACGCAGAGUGCAAAUUAUGUCAAGACGACCCAUUUCUACCGGCGACAGUUCCAUUGCUACCUAUAAUGGGACGCAUACAUGUGGUUACAGAAGCAACAUGGGAAAAGGAAUUGGCACAAUACAGAGAUUUCCAAGGAGAGCUUUACCCAGCACUAACGGAAUUGUUACAGAAGAUAACAUUAUUUUCAGAUACCGACCAUUCUCGUACAUCUGAUAGAUGUAAAUAUUGUAUAGGUGGUACUUAUUUUGAUGUCAACACAAGGUCUUGUCUGGAGUGUCCCACCGAUCGUUUUUGUCCUGGAGGGGACUAUCAACCACUGAGCUGUGGUUUUAAUGGUUUUACAAGAACACAUCGUAGUGUAACCGGUAUGGAUUGCUUUUGUGAGCGAGGCUACGGGAAUACGUUGGAAGGGCGUCAUCCUACGACCGGUGCUAUUGCGUGUUAUCAUUGUCCUGCCGGAUACUUCCAGCAUUUACAGUAUGUAGAUUAUGGUUGUUUACCAUGUCCCAAACGUUCAUCGACAUAUAACUAUGGUGCAACUUCUUUGUUUUUCUGUUCUCCUGAUUCCGGGACCUACCUUUCAGUUACUAGAAAAAAUCGAAAAACACAGACAGUUACCGAUUUACUAAAUGAGUAUGGUGAGAAUUUUGAAGAUAUGUUGAUGCAUUCUCGUGACCAUGCUACAGUUGCUUGUUAUCAUACUGUGCGUUCCAGUAUCAAAGGGCUACAUUCUGAGAAGGUACUUCGUGAUUCGUUUUCGACUUGCAAAUCCACUUGUUUGUACAAUAUAUAUUGUUAUGGGUUUUUAUAUGAACCAACAAUUAGGUUUGUGGAAUAUGAUUCAAACCCUCAUAACGCUUAUGAAACUACUGUGUUCAACGGGUUGAGGUUUUUAAAACGAUCAUAUGGAACAUGCACCCUUUACUUUUUUUCUUUGGAAUUCGACAGAGGAGGGCGUUUUAACGGUCGUGAUACAUCUGCGGAUGAUAUUGUGUCUGUAUGUCGAAUAUAUGAUAACACUUAUGAUUAUGAAUUCGUCACAAAGCCAUGUCCGAUUGGGUAUUAUUGCCAAGGUAACUCAGGUUAUACACGAUGUCCGGAUAAUUCAACCACAAUGGCAGAAGGCGCGUAUGAUUCUAGACAAUGUUUAUGUCUUGCUGGUUAUGAAGCUUCAACAUCGCAGAACAGUCUGUGUGUUCCCUGUAGCAUUGGAUCCUACAAACAAGAGAUUGGAAAUGUUUCUUGUAAGAGAUGCCCAGAUAGGUUCCGAACAUUUAAAACUGGAUCGAAAUAUAUUACUGAUUGUGCCUGUAGUUCAGGUUACUAUGCAGAAUUCGCAAAGAGCAGUUCCAACACAGGCCCUGAGACGAUUUAUAAGCGCUUGAAGAACCAUACAGUGUUGCUUAGUUCUGAAGAAGAUAUGCUCAAUACCUACAAGGAAUUGGUUUUAGAGAAGCAGGAAAUCAGUGAAUUCGUAUAUGAUCAUUCAAAUCCUUAUAUUGUUAAAAUUCCGAAUGAAAUUGGUAGUCCGAGUAGCAAUGUUGACUCUUUUAUAUUUUUGUCCAAGGCUCUUUUAACAAUUCCACAGAAUUCUCCGGCAGCUAUAAUUCCUGCUGACUAUCAUAUGAUUUCUUGUGAGCGGUGCAAGAUUUCUCACUACUGUCCCGGUGGUUGGGCUGCUUCCUCCGAUCGAAUGAUACAUAACAUCCCUUACCGAUGUCCCGAAGGUGCGAAUGUUCCUACAGAAGCUACAAAUGCUACAUCUGUGACGCAAUGCUUAUGUCUUCCGGGUUACCGUUUGAAUACUGAUGCUCCAGAAGGUGUUUCUGUGGCUAUGCAAAACCUUAUGAUGAAGAGGAAUUCAAAGUUGUUACCUGAUGAUUACGAUUGGUUUCCUAAGCUCUCUGAUAUAGAAAAUGCAACAUCCACUGCUACCGGAUCUGGUAAUGGCAAUAAUGAUCCCCUGAAAUUAGAUCCCACAACGAUGCAAUCUACUUCAGAACAUGGAUCCGUUGAUGGUAGGUGGGUUAGCCGACGUUCUCGUGCCCAAUGUGUCAAAUGUGAAGCUGGUAUGUAUAAGGAAGGGCAGGAGAAUUCAUCCUGUAGUGGACGAUGUAUGCAGAACGCUACUACAUAUGGUGGUGCUGUUUCACAGAAACAAUGCUUUUGCAAUUAUGGCCGUUAUAUGACUCUCGAUGAUACCCUAGGGUCAAUGCAGUUAAGAUGUGCUCCUUGUUUGAAAGGAGCGGUUUGUCCUGGAGGCUUCUUUGAUUCAGUUAUUGAAGAGCUGAAAGGCGACCGUACAUUUACAAAGAUCAGGUUACAUGAUCACCGAAGGCCUAUGGCACGGUUUGGAUACUUUGGUGCAUUUAAACAUCAAGGCAUCGAUUUAUGGUCUCCUGUAACACAAUAUCCGUCAUCGUUGAACCAGAUAUCGACUGAUUUACUUGAUUUCCAUGCAUGUCCUUUAGAGUACCUUUGUACCAGCGAUAACGCGAUGCCUUGUGAUGUGGGUUCAACAGGUUACACGUGUAUGAACUGUAUUGAUGGAUACGAACGAUCGUAUUUCCGCAGCAACUGUUUACCAUGUAGUGGUAUACCCAAUGCUAUUUAUAUUUAUCUUAAGACAAAAGUCUUUUUAUGGAUAAUCUGUUCGGCCAUAUUAUAUCUAUUGCACAAGAAACUGUAUUACCAAUUUGUCAUUAUAAAGAUAUGGCUGGAGUUUUGGCUUUCUAUGGUACCUUAUGGAUUGUUUCCCCUGAACUCGUCAUCUAGUUUACAACGAUUUUCGACAAAAUACAAUAUGAUAUUUGGGUAUCAACAACGCUUUUUUAGUUAUGUUCGUGUUAGUUGUAUGGCUAAACGGUUUUUUAACUACAACCUAAGUACUUUCCAAAGUUGGUAUGCACAAAGGCUCCUGAUUGUUGUACAACCAGCUUUCGACGGUCUAACGCUUUAUUUUAUGCUUUUGAUAUUACGCAUAUUAUUUUACCCAAUAGGUAAAGUGCGCCGUCGUUUAUCGCGUAGGUACAGUACUUGGUCCAGUUCGGGGUCGAGUGUUAGCAGUUAUGACGAUUCUGCUUCUUGGAACGCAACUACUAAAACCAAUACCAACGAAACAAACGAGAUAGUUAGUGGUGAAAUUGUUGUUACGAAUAAGAAGCCUCCACGUAAACGGUCUCUCUGGUUAGGAGCCCCCCGUUGUAUUUUAGUGAUGUAUUAUUUAAGCUUCCAAUUUAUUUGUCAGGAGCUUCUUCAAACAUUAUGGUGCGUACCAGUUCAGUACAAGUCAGAGCCACCUAUUAGUGUAUUGCUAUAUCAUCCAUCUACUGUUUGCGAUUUCAAGGAUCGCAUGUUUUUGUUUUCUAUUAUUACAUCUUGCUUCCUUUUGGGUUCACUGUUUCUUACUUCUAUGUUCCUGGUAUUUCUUUCCGUGAGAAAGCGUGGCUAUAUGCAUCUUUUCAGCAGUGGUCGUCAACGUCAUACGUUGUCAUGGGAUGCAGUUUUGUUCUUUCGCAGAUUAUGUGUUGCCGUUGUGGUUAUAUUUCAGCCUUAUACUCUUUCUACGGGUUCAUCUGAGAAGUUACGAAUGAUUGGUAGCUUACUAAUUACCACCGUGCUCUUAAUUCUACAUUUAUCUGUCCUACCAUAUCAGGUUCGAGAUGAUAAUCUCUUUAAUCGCCUGGAGUUAUUUUCUAUGCUAUUAAAUUCGUCAACAGGGUUUCUUAUACUAGGUAGUUUUAGCUAUGACUUCAAUUACACUGGACUAUUUCCAUUGGGUGCUAGUAUUUUGUACUCCUGCCUUCUGCUUUGGUACAUGCUUGUUGAAUGUGGAUUCAUUGCUGAUUUACGUCCGGCUUUACGCCGUCGUUUUGGUAUAAUACCUAAUUUUUGGUCAUUCUGUCGCCACUUGUUGUUGUGGCACUGUCAUUCUCACAUUACCUUCAAUUACAAAAGUGCUGAGGUAGUUAUCGAACGCCCCUUUACCGGGCAUACGUCUUCAAUUAAUCGUGCAGUCAAUAAUAAACGGCAUUAUCAUGUGUCAACUACAGCUCGACGGGGCAUGUGUCUUUGCAUUGAGCAGUCUGUGAAUCGUUACGUGAUGGAACAACGUAAAUUCUGUGUUCCGAUAUAUUGGGAAGAGUUCUUGGUACGAUAUUCAUUCGCCUAUAAACAUCUCAAUCAACGUUUACGUUGUGGAAAUGUCGUAGGAGCCAAUGUUCGAGUAAAUGAUACGACUUCUAGCGAGAUAUUUGACGGUGGUCCCAUCAACCCUUGGCAGAUGAGCAUAGCAACGCUCAAUGUGCCAAUUUCAUCUUUGAUUUCCAACUACCGAGAAUUUGAAAGCAGGAAACUGGGUUUGCUAUAUGAGUUAAAGUGUACUUACUCCGAGCUUGGUGUGGAAGCAACUGAGGCACUGGCGGAUCGUGAUACUAAUGUGCGUGAAAUGAUAGCUAAGGUACACGAAUUAGAACGACUACGUAAACUGAAGUCACACCUUCAUAUUAAAAUGACUGUACAUCUUCGCAAUGCAAAAGAAGGGCAACGUGUAACCCAUGAGGUACAAGAUAUAGACGCCGGUAUAGUAUCACUCGUGGAUACACCCCUAACCAACGACGAGAUUAUAGAAAAAAUUAGAGCUUUGAACCUCCGGGAGGAAUCUUCCAAUUCACACAUAAUGUAAUAUAAUAAGUCUAUUUUAUAACGCGAAAAAGUGAGCCCGAAGGGAUUUGAACCCCCAACCUUCCGAUCUGGAGUCGGACGCGCUACCGUUGCGCCACAAGCCCCUGACCGAGGUGCAAUA